Ixodes scapularis (black-legged tick) is the source of this 1492-nucleotide messenger RNA. Its product is annotated as 46 kDa FK506-binding nuclear protein. Gene Ontology annotation, cellular component: nucleolus; chromatin. NCBI's taxonomy places the organism in Eukaryota, Metazoa, Arthropoda, Arachnida, Ixodida, Ixodidae. The record is from RefSeq and is a predicted model, not a curated record. The coding region runs from base 175 to 1425 and encodes 416 amino acids. Gene Ontology annotation, molecular function: macrolide binding; peptidyl-prolyl cis-trans isomerase activity. The transcript has 10 exons.
AAAACAAUCCUGGUCCAUUUCCUUUUGUGCUAGUUGCGGCAGCGCGGCAGUAGCGGCGAAAGUUAAAACAAUCGGCGUGUGGUCGGGUGUUUCACGGGCCGUAGCGAGCUUGGGCGCCUGAUUUCCCCCGUGCCAUUUCACACUCCACGUCGAAGCGUACAAGCACCUUGAGCCAUGUUUUGGGGAGUCACAUUAGAGAGUGGCAAGCGCUACUCGCAGGUGGUAAACACUUCGUACCACCUUUCGAUGGCGGCACUAGAACCUCGGCAGUCUGGUUCCUCGUCGCACAAGCGCGUGAUGCUGAUGCUGGAGCACGCCAAGGCAGAGUUCCUGCUUUGCACACUGGACUACGAGAAGGCGCUACAGGUUCCCUUGGACCUAAGUUUUGUCGAGGGCGAGGAGGUGACCUUCUUCCUCAACGGGGAGGGCACCGUCCACUUGACGGGCUACCUGACCGACGUGAACGGGCUCGGAGAGCCCGACGCGACGUCCGAGGAGGGCUCCAGCUCGGCGGAGGAGGAGGUUGAGGACCACAACCUGACUAGCCGACUGCUCCAGGUUGAAGAUGAGGACAGCGAAGAUAGUGAUUUCUUACCAGACAAAGCAGUGGCUAAGUCAAAAAAAGCCCAGAAUGGCACCAAGAAGGCUGCAGCAUUAAAGAGCAACAACAGCCUGGUCGAGCUUGUCAGCAACGAAAUCGGCACUGACAACGAUUCUUCAGACGAAGACUUCGAGGCCGACAUGGUAGAGGACGCUGCUGACGACGAAGAGGACGAGGAACAGUCCGACGAAGACGAAGAGCAGUCUGACGAAGAGGACAGCGAUGAAGAUGGGGAAGAAGAGGAGGAAAAAGAUUCUGAGGAUGAAGAAGAGGUUGCUGUCCCCGUGGUUCCACUGGCAGAGCGCAAGAGAAAGCACCCACAGCGGGAGUCGGCCAAGCACUCGCCAAAUAAGUCUUCCCUGAGCAACGCUUCCACAGUGACGGCUGAUGGUGCCAGUCCGGAGGAAGGGGCCAGGAAGAAGCGGAAGAGGAACAAAAAGGACUCGAGCAGCAGCCUUGUCCAGCAGGAGCAGUCUCCCAAGGGCAAGAACCAGACCGUCCUGCAGGGAGGAGUCCAGAGCCAAGACCUGAGGAUUGGCAGCGGACCUGUGGCUAAGCCGGGCAAGAGCGUGCACGUGUACUACACGGGUAAGCUGGCCAACAACCGGGAGUUCGACUCUUGCCGGUCAGGAAAGGCCUUCUCCUUCAAGCUGGGCAAAGGAGACGUCAUCAAGGGGUGGGAGACUGGCAUCCAAGGCAUGAGGGUGGGGGGCAAGCGCCGCCUGGUGAUCCCACCCGGCCAAGGCUACGGCAGCACCCGCAUGGGAGACAUCCCACCCAACAGCACCCUCUACUUCGACGUGGAGCUCAAGGCCGUCUCCUGAAGCUGCCCGCACGCCCCUCCAAGUUGUAUUUUAUGAAGCGUUCCAAAUAAAAGCAAGUUCAUUUUAA